Trichosporon asahii var. asahii CBS 2479 is the source of this 540-nucleotide messenger RNA. RefSeq lists its product as uncharacterized. Lineage: Eukaryota; Fungi; Basidiomycota; Tremellomycetes; Trichosporonales; Trichosporonaceae. The coding region runs from base 1 to 540 and encodes 179 amino acids. The record is from RefSeq and is a predicted model, not a curated record. The transcript has 4 exons.
AUGAGAUCAGAGACAGAGAAACAAGCGUCAAGCUCCAAGCUCCAGGUCCGAGGUCCGGGACAUCAGGCUCCAGGUUUUGAGCUCCGUUCGCUGAGCGCUGGGCUGAGGUGGAGGCGAAUGCUGACUGUAACGCGAAGCGAUGAAACGUCGAAACGUGUAGAGCUUAUCCCCAGAUUUCACUGCUGGCUGCGCAUCGUACUCGGUUCGCAAGUGGAUCACACUGGAGUUGACAUCAGCAAGUGUCCGAGGUUGACCGAUCACGCUGCCAUCAUGGUUGAGCCCAAGAUGGCUUGCAAACGAGGCCUGCUUGCCAACUACAAACACUCGGCGUCUCAUCCAUUCUCAGAUGCAGGGAACGAUUGUACAGAGAGCCGGGGGUACCUGACCGUGUCCACCUUUCUCGUUAAGCUUCGCCAAGUGCAGACUCAAGCGCCGAGCAUGCCCAACGAGCACACAGCUCGUGCACUGCUGUGCAAACAGAGUCCGGCCCACUUGAUCGCGCCCGCUCGCUUGCAAGGCGCCGCUCACGGUGAACGCUGA